AUGAAGUUAAUGUUUAUAAUGCAUCACAUUGAACCAACAACGGAUCUUAUAUCAUUCAAUGUUUAUAACGAUGAUGAAAAGAAUAUUCCGGUUAUUACUUUAUUACUUUAUGAUGGUAUCAAAUUCACGUAUUAUUUAAAUAUAAACCAAACUUCUGGAGAAGAAUCAUCUAUCGUUGUUAAUUAUGACAGUUCACAUGUUAAACCUAUAAGCUAUAAUGUUCAUAUCAACCACAAUUUACAUCCAAAUUAUUAUCAUAAGCUUGACACGUAUAAGAAUAGCUUAGUUUAUACUAGUAAGUUGAAUGAUUCAAUUACAGCAUCACCAACGCAAACACCAUCACCUACACCAAAUGUACAUCCUGAUCCAACAACGACGACUUCUGAGAUGACUCCAGAAAAAACACCAGAAACAACAUCUCAAGAUUCAGAUGAUAAACAAAAAGAUGGUAAAGGCAAGAGGAUCGGUAUCAUCCUUGGAAGUACCAUUGCAGUUAUCAUUGUCAUCGUCGUCAUUGUUAUUAUCGUAAUCACGAUAAUCAAAAAGAAUAAGGAAGACUCUACUGGCGUCGUUCUUGAAAAACUCGUUUAA
Messenger RNA from Trichomonas vaginalis G3, 591 nucleotides. RefSeq lists its product as uncharacterized. The transcript has a single exon. The coding region runs from base 1 to 591 and encodes 196 amino acids. The record is from RefSeq and is a predicted model, not a curated record. NCBI's taxonomy places the organism in Eukaryota, Parabasalia, Trichomonadida, Trichomonadidae.